UUCUUUUCCUUAGCCGUAAUAGACAAACGGACAACAACAUAUUCAAUUUGCGUAAAAGUGUGAUGCAGCCGAUCUUAAAAGCAGACGAACAGCAACCAACAAGUACGCAAACUAAUGGAUAUGUUAAACAAGUGAACGGUACACCCAAAUCAAAACUUAAUCAAGAGAAAAUCGUGUUGCCUGUUGAAAUGGCAAGCAUGAUAUCAUUAAAAAGCUUGAUUGGGAAACUUGUUCAUAAAUCAUACGCAGAUUUAUUGACUUUAACGGAUACUUUACCAUCCAUGUCUGAUGUGGAAAAGAAACGACAAAUAUUAAAUUAUACUACAUUUGUUAGAAAACAAUUCUUGAAAUUGCUUGUACUUGUCAAAUGGGCAGACUGUGCUGAUGAUAUUCAAAUGUGCCAGAACAUUAUGGCCUUUUUGGCUAAUCAAAACAAAAUGUUUCAGGAUACUGUCGACUAUCUUCACAAAAUACACAUUGAAUUACCAGCAGCCAGAGUCAGGAACUUUGACAUACCUACGGCAGUUGAUGUCUUAACAACUGGAACGUAUCAACGCAUGCCCACGAAACUGAAGGACAUGAUCCAUCCUCCUCCUUUUACUGAUGAAGAAGUGUUGGAAACGUUUCAGCAAAUGAAUGAUACUAUUCGUGUACGCAUGUUGACAGAAGAAGUGCUACCAUCGCCCAUGCAAAAAUACCGCAUCGAAAAUGGACGCAUUUAUUUUUCAAUUGACAAUGAAUUUGAAGUGGCCUUGACCCUGAUGGGACAAAGCCAUGCUAGAAGAUGGUGGAUUGUAUCUUUGGAUAUACUUGUUCAGGCAUCUAGUUGUGAAGAGUCUGCAUCUGAUCUUGAUAUAUCUCUAAGUGAUGCACAGAAACAGCAUUUACGAAUGAAUGCUCAAAAACAACUCAUACCACCUGCUACAGCUGAAGGAGAAGAAAACAAAGCAACCAAGUUGUUCUUCCCGCUAGUAAAUCUAUAUGACUACCUGCACCUUUGCUGUCUCAACAUGCAACUUGAAAUGCUACAUAUUCAACUUCUCAUGUUAGCAAAGACAAAGUGGUUAGAUCAACUAAAGGUACAGAUGGAUUCAAGUAGAGCCAAACUCAUCAUCACCUAUUGGGGAGGCGGAUCACCUGCUGCCCAUUGGGCUAGACCUCAGCCUGAGAAAGAAGCGAGUAAGAGUACAGUAUUGGAACUAUCCGUGAGCGAUGAGCAUGAAAAGGAGUCAGCUAAGAAAAACAUGGCAAUCACAGUAAGAGAUGAAUCAAAAGGUCUGAUACAGAAGGCAGGUAUUGGUGCUUCUGUACGACUAGCAGAGACUGAUCCUGCAGAUAAGCCCAAGAUUGUUUCGCUUCUUAAAUACCCGAAGAAUUGCCUAGACAUCCUUUGGGGUGACUCGAAAGAUUUACAUACGAAUGCUAAAUUAUUAAAUGCUUCUGAUUUGAACGCUGAGGAGCUUUUGUUGCACGCUACGAAAUAUCACAGCCAUUGUAUUAAAGACAAACUUCGUCAGCUUCUGCAAUCUCAGAAAGAAUUCUUGGAAGACAAUGGUCUUUACUUGUUAGAAAAUCAAAAAGAUAAUGAGAACCCACUUGUUAUCCGCUAUAGACAUGAAAAAUAUAUUAGUAUUGACAUCGAUUCACGUACAGGAAAAGUGAAAGCUUAUGAAACUAAGAAUGAAUCAAAUGAAGAAAAUGUAAAAUUAGCAGGGUUAGAAGAUCGAUUGAACAAUGACCCUGAAAAUAUUGCCAAACAUUUAUUAUGGUUACGAUCCGACAUUGUUAUCCGUGAAAUCAUUUCGCUGGCAAAGCUGCUCAAUUUGCAACCCUAUCAUCCUUCACAGAUGAAUCUCCGUGCAGAAGAUUUUAUCAAACUGUUUGGUGAUGUGAUUCCAUCCAACAAGACUGAGAAGUACCCUUCACACUGUGUGUUUCUUCAGUUUUCCCAAUUUGACAACUGGUACUUUGUUAUUGCAACUAUAAAAAACGAAUUCAAGUCAUGGUUAUGCUGUUUAAAUAAAAUAUAUGAUCAAAAUAGCAUAUAUCAAGCCGUUGCAGAUUUGAUAUAUAUAGAUUGUGAUGAGCUACGGAGAAAGGAAGCAAAGAAAGCUGUAGGCAGCAGUAAGAGACAAUUAGAAGAUGAUGUAGAAAAAGCAAGUAGUCAAUGUGAUAGUAAGAAAAGGAAACUGUCAAGGGACCUUUCCGUAGUAGUUCAGCAUGACUAUUCGGAUAAAUUUGACAGUUUAAUUAUGGACUUUCAAUACUUGGCUCAGUUAGAUUCACUAUGUAGAGGAUAUAUAACAAAUAGAAAAAUCGAGUUGCAACUUCAGAUAUACAAGGAAGCACUUCAUUAUCAUAAGCGCCCACUAUUAGACACUGUAUUACCGGUUGAGACACAAGUGAAAAGUCACCCUGUAUCGUACAAGAUGGAAACCAUCUGUUUACCACGACAAGACUUGCUUCGAGUAUGUGCUUAUUAUUAUCACCCAGGAGAUGGAAAGAGAAAGGAGAAAAAGACAGAGACGAUACCAUGGAUUGAGAAACUGCUGCCUCGUAUGAAAAACGAAAUUUUAGUUCGAUCGUUUGGUUGGUGGAAUUGCGGUAGAGGCGAAUGCUAUGUUGUUUUCCAAGAUAGAAUUGAUUGUGAAAGGAUAACUUUGCAAGAAGAUGAUAUUGAAGAUCAUAUUUCCUUAGACAAAGCCAAUAACACGAUUUCCUUCACCUAUGCGAACAUUGAUAAUUGCGUAGACCAGUUCUUGAAUGACUGGGAAAGAAUCUUUAUGAUGAUUAACUUGAGCAGACAAGUCCACUCGGUUUGGUUUAACAAGUAUAAGGAUCAACUGACGUUCCAGUCAACCAAUCUACAGAAAUUACUAUUUAUUUAUGCCAAACAGUACACUUGUACUAUUCACUGGACGUCUUCGGCAAAGGGACGGUCAAGAAGAUAUGAUAUUGAGUUUGGAGUAGUAGGUGAACCAAGCAACAAUAAAUUCAAUGUAUUGUCAGCUUCAAGUAAUCCGCAUUGGAAGGUUCUAACACAACUAAGGGAUAUAUUGAAUGAGAAACGAGAUUUAAUAUACUUUGUACAGAUUUUAUUUCAUACUCUGCCUGAACUUCUUGAAUUCGUAUGCUAAGAUACAUCAACAUAUAUGUUCAAGUAGUCCGAGGGAGCAUGGAAGUAAAUAAGAUAAAAAAAUAAAAGAAGCCAACCCCUUUUCUUUUCUUUCUUUUUCUUUAUA
Rhizopus microsporus ATCC 52813 is the source of this 3242-nucleotide messenger RNA. RefSeq names its product MED14-domain-containing protein. Gene Ontology annotation, biological process: regulation of transcription by RNA polymerase II. The coding region runs from base 63 to 3137 and encodes 1024 amino acids. Lineage: Eukaryota; Fungi; Mucoromycota; Mucoromycetes; Mucorales; Rhizopodaceae. The transcript has 14 exons. Gene Ontology annotation, cellular component: core mediator complex; mediator complex. The record is from RefSeq and is a predicted model, not a curated record. Gene Ontology annotation, molecular function: transcription coregulator activity.